UCACGCUUCUCUUUUCUCUUCUACGUUUUAACUCGUUUGUUUGCUUUUGUACGUAUUAUUUUAGACACGUCCUUGGUUAACAGUUUAUCCGCGGAAGCAUGGCGUUUGUGAAGGAGUGCAGCACCCUUUUCGGUUGCAUAUAAAUAUGCCGUUUUUACCCUGACCCACGCUGUGCUAGCUUCAUCAGUGUGCUAUUAGCAAGUGUAAUGUGAUGGAGUGGUGUGGUUCAUAGAAUUGGAGGAAGCUCGCGUAAGAAAUGGUCCACUACUAUUAAAAACAACACCAUCUACAUUUAUCGGCAUUCACGGAAGUCGUAAUUUUCUUAUAAGCCUUGCUCUUAUGUGGAUCCUCCUAAAGACUUCGCUUCUGUUGAAGGAGUGUCCCUGUCAGCUCUAAUAACAGGUCAUAGUUGUACAUCCACUAUGAUUCACAAAAGUGGAUGAGUUCGUUUCAAUUUUUUGAAUAUGAAAUGAUAAAUUACAGAGUGUGCGAUUAAGGUUCAUUGGAGCAGUGGGCUUCAGAGAGGAUAUUGAUUUUGUCCGCCCACAGACAAGGAAGAUUUCUCAAUCUGCCACCAUGUUGAAAUGGAGAGGACGUUCCCUGCGUCUCAUCCAAGGACUUCCACAAUAGCAACUGUGGGAUGAGGUAGUAGGUUGUAUAGUUUUAGGGUCACACCCGCACUGGGAGAUAACUAUUCAACCUACUGUCUUUCUCAAAGUGCUAAAGCCUAGUCCACUCCAUCUGGCUAGCACCUUCAGACCAUCGUGUGUUGUGGAACUUUCUUCUGUUUUGUGGCGUGAGGUAGUAGAUUGUAUAGUUCUAGGGUUGUGAUUUUUGCCCUGUUUAGGAGAUAACUAUACAAUCUAUUGCCUUCCCUGCACACAGAAAUAUCUUCUUAAGACAUUGUUUUGGUAUUUACUUAAAUAAGGCUAGUGUUUGGUGAAUGUGUGUAAGUCAUAGAGAAUAGUAAUAAAGACUUUUCAGUUUUACUUUUUUGUUGCUGGCUUCUUUUGCAAAAUGUGUGAAAAUCAUAUGUGUCCAAACAUUUUUCAUCAAGGGCAACACAAUGCAAUACAGAUGAAGUAGUAGGCUGAUCAAGGGCCAUAGACUGGCUGCCAAUACCCUAAGGGCAAGGUAAUUUGCCCAUCUGGGCUCCAGCGUUCAUUUGAUAUAGUUAAUUCAUGACUGCAUAUAAAAGCAGAUUUACAGCAUUAAAAUUUGCAGAAGUCAGAAAAUGCAUAUAUUUAAUAUUUUUAAUUAAUAUUAUAUAAUAUGAUUGCUGUUGACAGAGCAGGUUGCUUGAUAGCCCGAAAAGUUGUCCUUGUUCUUCAGUUGUGUCUGGGAGUUUUGUCAUCUGGUCUUAGGGAGCCGUUCAUGCAGUGGGUGUUCACUAUGACCUGUUCUGCUAUUAAGGGAGCUCCACUGCUUCAUCCUCUCCAGCUGUGCAGUCAGUGUCCGUCCUUGUACACUGGUGCAUGAAUGAGGGUGUGUUAUUUCUUCUUAUGUGUGAUAAGUUUUUAACUAUCUACAUGACAACAAAGCAGGCAACUCACCAGCUCGGAUCAUUGGAGAGGUGACUAGUAAGACUGAAUAUUUUUCAGGGUUUAAGUCCGUGGAAUAGAAUACAUCCAUCAUGAAUAAUUAUAACGCAAUAGUCUACUUUGGAACAUUCCAGGCAAUAACAUCUGUGGUGGUCAGAGAGCGAUUCUGAUUCUUGUUGGAAUAGUUUCUCAUUUUUCCCGCAGAUGGCGCUAAAACUAUGCUUGCAAGUCAAGGUGGAGCGUGGAAGGAAAGGGAGGUCAACAUCUUUGGGACGUACAAUUAAUUAUGCUUCUUUUACAUGUGUCCUGACCCUAUAGUAAUGAUGAUCAAUAUUAAUGUUAAUUUAGUCCAUGUCAACCGGUGGUUUUCCAAAUUUUGUAAGUCACAAUAUACUACAAAGUAUUUGCUCUAUAACUAGCCUACCCGUUUUUAAGCCCAGCAGGACUAACGCAUUCAAAUUUCGUUAUAAAUUGAUGGGAGACAUUAUGAUAGCCUAGCUUCAAGUGGGCAAAAUCGACAAAGCACUUAAAACCGCACUGGCACAAACAAUCUUUCAAGAUUUAAAUUCUGUGGGUGAUGGACUCUAGGCUCAAUCUGAGGAAAGAACACGUGGGCGGAGCCAGAAGUUCCGAUAUAAAAGGUGAUGGGUCCCGCCAGCAGAAACCUUUCCGAGUCAACUAUCGUAAAGACCAACGGAGGCAUGUCCCAGAGCAGGUGCAAGCAGGACCACUGCACUCCGAAACAUCUCCGGGCGCACCGCGUAUCUCCUGGAACAGACGGAACAGGACUAAGCGGUCAUUGAGCGCCACACGGACUGCGCACCUGCGGAGAGACCCCACUGUCCCAAUACUGCCCCAAUGCCCCGGUUCAGCCUCGCUCGACCGGAUUCCGAACCAAUGAACCCGCCACGAGUCUCCAGACAUCAAAAGCUUUAUUGGUUGCACUCGAGGGGCAUUAUCCGCGCCUCGGUCCCGCGGGAUUUUACGCACAACUAGAAGUUCCAGUUGGACGGACGGCACCAUGAAGAGGAAAACUCGGCGUUGGAUUUUUCACUUUUUCCUGUGUCUUGGAAUAGUAUAUUUGAAAAUAGGGGGCCUGUCAUCGGUGGUUGCCCUGGGAGCCAGCAUCAUCUGUAAUAAAAUCCCCGGCCUGGCCCCGCGACAGAGGACGAUCUGUCAGAGCCGGCCUGAUGCCAUCAUUGUGAUCGGAGAGGGCGUGCAAAUGAGUAUUAAUGAGUGCCAGUUUCAAUUCCGCCAUAGCCGCUGGAACUGCUCCGCCCUGGGAGAGAGGACAGUGUUCGGCAAAGAGCUUCGAGUGGGCAGUAAAGAGGCGGCAUUUACGUAUGCCCUGAUAUCUGCAGGAGUGGCCCACGCAGUCACAGCCGCCUGUACCCAGGGUGGACUGAGCGGCUGUGGCUGUGACAAGGACAAACAGGGUUUCUAUAACCAGGAGGAAGGCUGGAAGUGGGGUGGUUGCUCCGCUGAUAUCGACUACGGCCUAAGCUUCUCCAAAGUGUUUGUGGAUGCACGAGAGAUCAAGCAGAAUGCACGCACGCUUAUGAAUCUUCACAACAACGAAGUGGGCCGAAAGAUGUUGGAGAAGAGCAUGCGCUUGGAGUGUAAGUGUCAUGGUGUCUCAGGGUCCUGCACCACUAAGACCUGCUGGACCACUCUCCCGAAGUUUCGUCAGUUAGGAUACAUGCUGAAGGACAAGUACAACCAGGCCGUGCACGUGGAGCCAGUCCGCGCCAGUCGCAACAAACGCCCAACCUUCCUCAAGAUCAAGAAGCUCCACUCUUACAGAAAACCUCUGGACUCUGAGCUUGUCUACAUUGACAAGUCCCCAAACUACUGUGAGGCCGACCCCCUGAGUGGCAGCAUGGGCACACAGGGCCGCCUCUGUAAUAAGACGGCUCUCCAGCCCAACAGCUGUGACCUGAUGUGCUGUGGGCGGGGCUACAACACACACCAGUACUCGCGCGUAUGGCAGUGCAACUGCAAGUUCCUCUGGUGCUGUUACGUCAAGUGCAACACGUGCAGUGAGAGGACUGAGGUCUACACCUGUAAAUAGAAGUAUUUAUUUAAGUGGUCUACUACACUGUCUCUGUGAGACCAGCCAGGGUGGGCUGCUUUUGCACUGCUUAUCUGCCACAGCCUCUGUUGAGUAGAUUUAAGCCAGCAAUCAAACCGUUACUGAUUCUACACGUUUACUGUAAGUAUAUGAGCAGAGGGCAUAUCUAAUUCUUCAUAUUUGUAAUAAAUGUAAUAACACAGUUGAUUCAAUCUUGGUGCAACAAAAUUCACCUGCCUAAAUGUGUGCAAAAGUAGCUAAAAAUCAUGUCACAGAUGAGGUUAGCUCGAGCCUCAGUGUUGGACUGUAGCUUGUGUUGAAGGGACACUUCCUCCGACUUGUGUUGAUAUUAACUGAUGCCAAUGGACAUCCUCUAUAACUGGAGUUAAAGAAUAUUUCAUCUAUAUUUGUAGGUCAAAUGCCACUUCAGCCUUGCCUUUUGGUGCUGGCAUAACUGUGUGAAAAAAUAAUGUCUUAAAUUGUUAUUAUUUAUUGUGUAAAAACUACUGACAAUUUUAAAAAUGUCUUUGAGGGGGAAAAAAACAAACUUUAAACUAAAUUUUUUUCCCAUGUGUUUCUACAGGCAUUUGGUAAAACAAAAGUAAACUAAUCAACUGAUCUUGAUGCGUUUUUGUUGAAAAUUCAACUUGCUGUCACUAGGCCUGUAACGAUAACAGAUUUUACUGGCCGAUUAAAUGACCAAGAAUUAAGAUUGAGAUAAACGAUAAUAUUGACAUUUUGAGACCAAUUUCAACUAUUAUUAUGACCAUGGAAUAAAAAUGCUAAUACACGCUUUCAAAGAGCAAUAAACCUUACUUACUAAAUAACAUUUAACACAGUAAGACAACCAAAAACAACAGGCCUAAAUAAAACAGACUUUUUAACACAGGACUAGCCUAAUGUGUCUGGCUCACACCAAGGACUUGUUCACAAAAAUACACUUGAAUAAACCAUUGCUGAACCAAUUACAACCAAAGCAUUAAAUAAAAUUGAUUAUUAAGUCUCUGUAACAAAAUUGCCCUUAAAAGUGAUUUUAGUCAUUGACUUACAUUGGUGUAUAGUGGCUUCUGUCUCUGAGGCUGCUGCUCUGAUCCUCAUCAUUUUGGUCUUGAAAUGUUCGUAUUAACCCGCGACACAGGAUGCUAUUGCGCUAUGAGGGAGCCACUGUCCUGUUCGGUAUCGUGUCGGUGUCUUGUGGGAUUUCAGUAGAUUUCGGACUCUCCCGGGGGCUAGGCUAGUUGUGUUGCUCGGGUUUGGGUGUAUGUAAGCUGCUGGGCUUUGAGACAUUUCUUGUCGUUGUUUGCGCGCUCGCUGCAUUUGACGCAUGUGGCUGUUGAGACGUGUCCCGCUCACCAGUGUUGAUUCUGCAUCGUGACUUGUUUUGGCACACGGAGAUGAACUGGUUUGGUUCUGACAGCGGCGCUCACUUGUGUUGCGGCUUCAUGUUAGCCGCACAGACAGCGGCGCUUUCUGCACUCAGACUACGUGCGCAUCCACUGUGUUGAUAAAAACAGCGCACGUUGGUUCAAGCGUCAUUACGCUUGUUAAAUGAGAGGAGUCAGAGCGAUAGGAGCUUCUAACAUCCAGUCUCUUUGAGAGCGAGAGAGAGCGAGGAAAUCAAACAAGCAUGCAAAUAGAAUUUAUUGUGGCCGGAAAAGUUAUUGAGCUCGUUAAAAGUUAUCGUAUGAUUAACUGAUUUAUUAAUUAUCGUUACAGGCCUAGCUGUCACUUCUCCUGUCUCUCAAAAGGCUCUUUUCCCAAGACAUUAUUGGAGUAAAAUUAUUUCCCUUGAAAUUUAUUUACAUAUAAAUGGGGAUGUGAGCCCUGAAACAAACUUAGGUGGACAUAAAAUGGUGAAGUAAGGCCUCAUGCUGUUCUGGUUUACUUCAGCAGAUAAACUGCAGACAUAUUUUGUAUUUUGUUCUAUAAAAUUGGUUUGUACAAAAUUAUUAGCAUACACAUGGUCUUUCUCUGCUGCUCUCUCAAAAGUGAUGCUUUUUCUGUCUUGUCCUCAUAUGGAUGGAUUUGUGUUUGGGAAGAAUUUUAUGAAUUUGCCCAGUCAGAAUUCAUAGAUCAGAUCAUCAGGUCAGCUUUACCUGGUCAGUUCACGUGAAACAAUGACAAUGGCAUGAAGUUUUAUAUUGUUGAGGCCUAAGACAUAGGUAAGGAAGUGUGAGUGUGCAUGUUUUUAGUUUUUAACCUAAAUCUACACCUUAAAAUACAAUUUUAAAAAUGCUUAAACAGUUUUGUUUUUGAAACUAUCUACCCCAUACUCAGAACAGCUGAACCUGUCACACUUCCCAGAAAGUCCCAUUAUUUUUAUGCAGAUCUGGGUCACUUUUGGCUUACAGCUAAUUUUGUUCUGCAUGCUAGAUUAUUUUAUUUGAUAGAGUUUAUUUUUAUAUGUGUUUAUUUAUUUGAGUCUGCAUAGGCCCUUAGGAAUUUCU
Molecule: messenger RNA, 6059 nt
Organism: Boleophthalmus pectinirostris (great blue-spotted mudskipper)
Lineage: Eukaryota; Metazoa; Chordata; Actinopteri; Gobiiformes; Gobiidae
Gene: wnt7aa
Product: wingless-type MMTV integration site family, member 7Aa
Exons: 5
Coding region: 2563-3612 (349 amino acids)
Biological process (GO): neuron differentiation; positive regulation of JNK cascade; multicellular organism development
Cellular component (GO): extracellular region
Molecular function (GO): frizzled binding; cytokine activity
Source: RefSeq, a predicted model, not a curated record